This is a messenger RNA of Macrosteles quadrilineatus (aster leafhopper), 1329 nucleotides long. Its product is annotated as odorant receptor 13a-like. Gene Ontology annotation, molecular function: odorant binding; olfactory receptor activity. Gene Ontology annotation, biological process: sensory perception of smell; detection of chemical stimulus involved in sensory perception of smell. Bases 1 to 1314 code for a protein of 437 amino acids. The record is from RefSeq and is a predicted model, not a curated record. Gene Ontology annotation, cellular component: plasma membrane. Lineage: Eukaryota; Metazoa; Arthropoda; Insecta; Hemiptera; Cicadellidae. The transcript has 4 exons.
AUGACUUGCUCUCCUUUUUGCCACUUUUCUUAUACCAAGUUCAAUAUUAGAUCCAAUAUAGUAUUGUAUCGGGUAUAUAAUGAGUUUUUACCAUCAAAUAUGUUAGCCAAAAGAGUGCAUUUCAAUCUCUGCCUGUUUGUUGCUGCAGGUUUGAGUCUCCCUAGUGGUGCAGUGAAGUUAAAGUGGCCCAAGAUUUAUUAUUUCUACAUGAUCCUUUCUGAUAUCUUUACUGUCGCAAACCUAGUGACAAUCGGAGUCAACUUGUUAGCUCCCAACGUUUCCAUCACCAAGAGAUGUUACAGCGGUUUCACAGCACUCGCUACGGCUCAAUCUGUCAUCAAACUGGUUGCCUGUUACAUUUCCAGAAAUAAAUUUGCUCACUAUUUCAAACUUUGGGACAAUCUUGUGGAAAAGAGUGCUGACAGAGAGUUGCAGAAAAGUUUGACUGAGAAUUCAAAAUGGAUUAAACGAUUGUCUACAUUCAUGUUUCUGUUCAUGGUCGGACCUAUGAUACCCUGGGGCUCGUUGCCUCUCUUCAUAAAAGUGCUGUCCUACAUUAUUCCUGCUUUGGAAGACGGGUAUCACUUCAUUGCUGUUCCGGCACAGUUCCCAUUCGACCCUCUUGUAUCUCCUGCUUACGAGUUCGUCACUGUUUUCCAGGGUGUAGCCGCAGCAGCUGUAAACUCUAAAUUGAUUGCUUACGAUUGUAUGAUUUACGGGCUCAUUUCGUGUUUGGUUGUGAAACUGAAAUUUUUGAAAACCUCUUUUAAAAGCAUUGUUGAUCCAUAUCAAGGAAGAUCAAAAAGUGUUUUGCUGAAAAAAGGGGUGAGAAACCAUCAGAAACAUCAGCUGAGCCGCUGGGUACAAGAGCAUUGCGACUUGAUGGACCUGUGUCGUUAUCUGAAUAGACUUUACUCUCCGGUACUUCUCCUUCAGCUCUUCUUGGAUGUUUUGAUCCUCUGCUCCAAUGCUUUUGUGGUAGCUUCAGCAACCGUAACCAAGAUGGAAAUAAUGUUCUCCUUCGGAUACGUUUUGGGAACAGUCAUCCAGCUUUAUACACUGUGCUGGCUUGGAGAAGAAAUAACAAAUCAAAGCCUUACCUUAACUGAUGAAGGGUUCUGGCAAGAAUGGUAUUCUAAUCCUCGUUACAUCACCAGUAGUUUAAAGAUAAUUUUUGAGAAAGCUAAAGUUCCACUUAAAAUUUCAGCUUUUGGAACUUUUAAUCUAUCUAUUGAGACUUUCAAAUCCAUUGUUGGCACAGCUUAUUCAUACUUUAUGGUUUUAAACCAAAUCAAAAAGAAAAGUCUCGAGUAAAAUAACUACCGGUAC